CCUGGGGUUGCCUCAGGUGCCGCUCACGGGCGAUACGAGAAGGUGGAUCUUACCUCUGCACCUUUUCUGAGGUCCCCUAUCUGUCAUCAUGAGUAGUGAAUUCCUGGCGGAGCUGAAUUGGGAGGAAGGGUUCGCCAUCCCGGUGGCGAACGAGGAGAACAAGAUACUGGAAGAUCGGCUGUCAAAGCUGCGGGAUGAAAGGUCAAGCUUUCAAGAUCAGCUACGUGACUUUGAAGAUCGAAUUAAUGCUAUGACUUCUCACUUCAAAAAUGUUAAGCAAGAGUUCUUAUUUACCCAGUCUCUUUGCAAAGCCAGGGAGCAUGAGAUUGAAAGUGAAGAACAUUUUAAGAUGAUUGCUGAAAGAGAACUGGGACGAGUGAAGGAUGAAAUGCAACGACUGGAAAAUGAGAUAACUUCAAUACGGGAAAAGAAAAGUGAUAAGGAAAAUUACAUAUUUAAAAUGACUCAAAAACUGGAUGGUUUGAAAUGUCAAAUGAACUGGGACCAGCAAGCACUGGAGGCAUGGCUGGAAGAAUCGGCUCAUAAAGAUAGUGAUGCCCUCACUCUUCAGAAGUAUGCACGACAAGAUGAUAAUAAAAUUAGGGCACUGACCCUGCAAUUAGAAAGACUGACUGUGGAAUGUAAUCAGAGAAGAAAGGUACUUGACAAUGAACUCGCAGAGACUCUAAGUGCACAGUUAGAAUUGGAUAAAGCAGCCCAAGAUUUUCGUAAGAUUCAUAAUGAAAGGCAAGAACUCAUUCAACAGUGGGAGAACACAAUAGAACAGAUGCAGAAGAGAGAUCGAGACAUCGAUAACUGUGCCUUGGCAUUAGCAAAGAUAAAGCAGGAAAUAAGAGAAAAAGAAAAUUUGGUUAAGGAAAAGAUCAAGUUUUUGGAAAGUGAGAUUGGAAAUAACACAGAGUAUGAGAAAAAAAUUUCUGUUGCUGAUCGUAAAGUUUUAAAAUGUAGAACGGAAUAUCAAUGUCAUGAAACUAAGAGAAUUCAGCUGAAGGAUGAGCUGGAUUCUUUAAAAGCCACUGUGAAUAGAAGUUCCAGUGAUUUAGAAGCUCUGAGGAAAAAUAUUUCCAAAAUAAAGAAGGACAUUAAUGAAGAAACAACAAGGUUACACAAAAUUAAAAAUCAUAAUCAGAUUGUAAGAAAAAAAUUAACGCAGAUAACUGAGAAAACUACGUCUGUAGAGGAGAAAGCUACCAACUUGGAAGACAUGCUAAGGGAGGAAGAAAGAGGUGUGAAAGAAGUAGAAGUUCAGUUGAACAUAGUGAAGGAUGUGCUAUUUAAGAAAGUUCAGGAAUUACAGACUGAGACAAUGAAAGAAAAAGCUGUUGUAUCUGAAAUUGAAGGAACCCGUUCUUCUCUAAAGCACCUCAACCAUCAGUUACAUAAACUGGACUUUGAAACCUUACAGCAGCAAGAAAUUAUGUACAGUCAGGAUUUUUACAUUCAACAAGUGGAACGCCGAAUGUCACGGUUAAAGGGAGAAAUUAACUCAGAAGAAAAGCAAGCCCUUGAAGCAAAAACUGUUGAACUUCAAAAGACAUUGGAAGAGAAAAAAUCUACGUUUAACCUUUUGGAAACACAGAUCAAGAAGCUUCAUAAUGAUCUUUACUUUAUCAAGAAGUCAAAUAGUAAAAAUUGUGAUGAAAAACAGUCCCUCAUGACCAAAAUAAAUGAACUAAAUCUCUUCAAUGACAGAUCAGAGAAAGAACUUAAUAAAGCCAAAGCUUUGAAACAGGAUUUGAUGAUAGAAGACAAUCUUUUAAAACUUGAGGUUAAACGUAUUCGAGAAAUGCUUCACAGUAAGGCAGAAGAAGUUCUUUCUCUGGAAGAAAGAAAACAGCAAUUACACACUGCUAUGGAAGAACGGACCGAAGAAAUUAAGGUUCACAAAAAAAUGCUUGCAUCACAAAUAAGAUGUGUUGAUCAAGAACGGCAAAAUAUAAGUGCUGAGUUUCAUGAGCGGCUAAGUAAAAUUGAUAAGCUGAAGAAUAGAUAUGAAAUUCUUACUGUUGUUAUGCUGCCUCCUGAGGGAGAAGAGGAGAAAACGCAGGCCUAUUAUGUAAUAAAGGCUGCUCAAGAAAAAGAAGAACUUCAAAGAGAAGGUGACAGUUUGGAUGCUAAGAUCAACAAAGCUGAAAAAGAAAUCUAUGCUCUAGGAAACACCUUGCAAGUGCUGAACAGCUGCAACAACAAUUACAAACAAUCUUUUAAGAAAGUGACUCCAUCUAGUGCUGAGUAUGAGGUAAAAAUUCAGCUAGAAGAACAAAAGAGAGCUGUUGAUGAAAAACACAGAUACAAACAAAGACAAAUCAGAGAACUACAGGAAGAUAUCCAGAGCAUGGAAAAUACUUUAGCAGUUAUAGAACGUUUAACAAAUAAUGUCAAAGAAAAAAUAUCAGAGAAGCAAGCUUACGCACUUCAACUAAGGAGAGAAACUGAGGAGCAGAAGCCAAAAUUAGAGAGAGUAACUAAACAGUGUGCAAAACUCAUCAAGGAAAUCCGUCUUUUUAAAGACACGAAAGAUGAAACACUAGAAGAACAAGACAUCAAACUUCGUGAAGUGAAACAGCUUCACAAGAUCAUUGAUGAAAUGUUAGUUGAUAUCACAGAAGAAAAUGCUGAGAUUGGUAUUAUCCUUCAAACAUACUUUCAACAGAGUGGUUUAGUACUACCUACAGCUAGUACUAAAGGGAGUCAUCACAGUUCUAGAUCUCCUUCCCAGACUUCACUGGUAUCAGCAAGGUCAUCUAAGAGUACAAGUACUUCUGCUUCUCAGACUUCAAUUAAAGUAUUAGAGCUGAACUUCCCAGCCUCUUCACUAACUGGCAGCACUUCUAAACCAACUAGUGCUAGCAGUGGCUCCAGUAAUGGUAAAAGCAAAAAGAGCAGCAAAUAAACAUUUUAAUCUCUCUUUUGAACAAGUUGUAAACACAAAACCAAAAAUCUCAUUAUUUUAAAAUAGUAUAUCCCACUCUAUGCUUUGGGUGCCUUAUACUGAUAUACAGGCCUACUGAAACAGUGUUAGAAAUACAGUAUGACCAGACAAAAGUUUUAUCCAGUGGAAAAUAUAAAAACUGUUAAAAAAAAAAAAAGUCAAGCUAUUUGGGUCCAAAUAAGCCAAAGAAAUGUUUAAUUUUCUUAGCUUUUUUCCUACUAUUUUUUUCACAUAGAGGGAAAGCAGUAAGAACAGAUUCUUAACAAGCAUACGUGUUAUACAAGCAUAGGGUUAUGAUAUUUUCCACUGUUAUUUUGUUUAUCUUUUACCCUGGAAGAUCCUGAAAUUAGGUUUUAUUAAAAGAAACAUACUUCCCAGACUUCGGGGGAAGAAAUCUGUUAGUUUCUUCCUUUAGCAUAAUUAAAAAAUUUUUAGUCAAAAAAUGGCAUUACCU
Messenger RNA from Physeter macrocephalus (sperm whale), 3407 nucleotides. It is a transcript of the gene CCDC39, whose product is annotated as coiled-coil domain 39 molecular ruler complex subunit. Gene Ontology annotation, biological process: epithelial cilium movement involved in determination of left/right asymmetry; cilium-dependent cell motility; inner dynein arm assembly. Gene Ontology annotation, cellular component: axoneme. NCBI's taxonomy places the organism in Eukaryota, Metazoa, Chordata, Mammalia, Artiodactyla, Physeteridae. The coding region runs from base 89 to 2914 and encodes 941 amino acids. The transcript has 20 exons. The record is from RefSeq and is a predicted model, not a curated record.